AUGAUUACUGUAAUAAAUGACUGUAAUAACUCAACUUUGCAAUGUGGUAUGACCAUAACAGCUAGCUUAUAUGCCUUUUCUGUCAUGGUAUUUUCAUUGGUUUGCAUAAUUAAAAUGUGGAGAUCUACUUUAAAUCUAAAAUUUGAGUCACUAUCAUUACUCACAACAUUUGUUCAAAGCAUGCUUCAGUUCAUAUAAAAUUUUUUAAUAGAAGAUAUUCGUGUGCUUCUCAGCAGCUAAUUUGUGCAAGCUAUAACCUUUUCUUUUGUGGCAAUGAGCUUUACUCUACUUUAUUUCAGGACAAAUAUAUUGAAGCCUUAAAAAGACUAAUAAGCCAAGCGCAUAAUAUUAAGGAUAUUUAUAAUUUACAAAGUUUUGAUUAUUGCGAUUGCAAUUUAUGUGCUAGCUACCUUAAAAAAAGGAGAUUGUUAAAACUGGUUUUCUUGGAGCUACUUCGUUCCUCUAACCCUAAGUGGGUCCUCAAUGCUAAUUAGUUUUGUUUUUGGUAUAGGGCUUUAUAAUAAAAUAUAAAAGGAGAACAUCAUCGAUUUAGAAUAAAAAAAUGUAUAAGAAGAUUUGUAAAUUUAAAAAAAAGGGUAUUUACACCAUCUUUUAAAGAGCUAGGUCCGCUCAAUAAUUAUUACAUAUUUAUUCACCACUGUAGCUCAAAUAGCGCUGAAUGUAAUCAGAGAAUACUCAGUAGAACCAAGCAUUGUUUGCACUGAUGAUUAUAUUUUCUCUUCAUUUAAAAAUGAAUCUGAAGUAUUUUUAUUUUUCUUUUCGUUGGUAGAGAUAACUCCAUGCUUGAUUGUGCCCUAUGUCUUUUAUUACAUUCCAUUUUCUAAGGCUAAAAUUAAUAAAAACCGUGAAGAUUUAAUCUUUAAGUUUGAAAUUGGAGACUCUUCAGAUGAAGAUUCUACUAGCAACAGUAGACAAGGUAGUCUUUAGAGUAGUUUAUGUGAAGAAACAAAUUAAAAUUCAAUUAAUCAAUACAAUGACGAAGAGUACGAAUAAUCAAAUGUAGUUUGUGCAAAGUUUGUUAGCAAUUAUAGUCAAUCUAGUGAAAUAAAAUCAUCAAAUUUACCAUAACCAUAAACUAUUCAACCUCUCUCUAAGUAAAAUUCAGCUUAAAAGAAACAAACAGAAAAUAAUGAACAUGAUGACAACACCAUUCCUGAAAGAUAUAAAAGAAAUACUAUUGAUGGAAUUGCAAUCUUGAACUAUGGAUUUAAAUUUUCUGAUUAUAAUAAUAAUAAUAAUAUGUAAACGCCUCAUAAUAAUUGA
Messenger RNA from Tetrahymena thermophila SB210, 1284 nucleotides. RefSeq names its product transmembrane protein, putative. The record is from RefSeq and is a predicted model, not a curated record. Lineage: Eukaryota; Ciliophora; Oligohymenophorea; Hymenostomatida; Tetrahymenidae. The transcript has a single exon.